AAUAUACUAUACAUGUAUGAGAAGUUCAAAUUUAAGGACGUCGUUACGAUUUAAAUUAUCGCUUGUGAUAACAUAUUUCUGGACAGUAUUGCAAGCAUGGACAAGCUAGCUGAGUACAACUUCACUGAUAAUUUUGAGACCACUGACCAAAUGGUCCAAGAUUUUAAAGACAAAGGUUAUCUUCUUGUCAGGAACUUGUUUGAUAAAGAUGAGGUUGAGAAGUUUGUUAAAGCAAUGACAGACAGCGAUGCCUUUUAUAAGAACGCAUAUGUACUAGAAGCCGGGGAAAGAAAAGUUCCCAGAAUAACAUGGAGUCAUCCAGGAAGUGACGUGACCGGAUUAGCGGCUAGAUCCGAAAAGGUGGUCACCACGUGUGAAAAGCUACUUGGUGGCGAGGUAUACCAUUACCAUUCAAAAUAUAUGUUAAAAGAUGCUAAAAUUACAGCACCACAUUACUGGCACCAAGACUAUGGAUACUGGUAUAAUUGCAGAAAUCUUUAUCCGGAUAUGAUGACAGUAUGGGUAGCUCUAGAUAAAUGCACUAAAGAAAAUUCCUGUUUGGAAUUUUUGUAA
Mytilus trossulus (common blue mussel) is the source of this 573-nucleotide messenger RNA. RefSeq names its product L-proline trans-4-hydroxylase-like. The coding region runs from base 97 to 573 and encodes 158 amino acids. NCBI's taxonomy places the organism in Eukaryota, Metazoa, Mollusca, Bivalvia, Mytilida, Mytilidae. The record is from RefSeq and is a predicted model, not a curated record. The transcript is spliced from 8 exons.